AUGUAUUUUCUUCGAGCUUCUUUAACAACUCAUCAAAUUGAACAAAAAAAAGAGGAAAAUGGAACUUUUGGAGACAAAUACCGCAAUGAUGAAAAUCAGAUCACACCAGAUGACAUGUUUCAGAGGUUUUCCACACAACAAUCAGUUCACUUGAAAACGGAAUCAAUUAAAAAUGUAUUGGGAAUGCUUUAUCGAUGUUUGGUAAGCUUUACUAUUGUGACAUUGCAUCGUAACUAG
This is a messenger RNA of Clunio marinus, 237 nucleotides long. The record is from the annotation of a GenBank genome assembly. Lineage: Eukaryota; Metazoa; Arthropoda; Insecta; Diptera; Chironomidae.